This is a messenger RNA of Ilyonectria robusta, 1350 nucleotides long. Its product is annotated as kinase-like domain-containing protein. The coding region runs from base 1 to 1350 and encodes 449 amino acids. Gene Ontology annotation, molecular function: protein serine/threonine kinase activity; protein binding; ATP binding. The record is from RefSeq and is a predicted model, not a curated record. Gene Ontology annotation, biological process: protein phosphorylation; mitotic DNA damage checkpoint signaling. Gene Ontology annotation, cellular component: cytoplasm; nucleus. NCBI's taxonomy places the organism in Eukaryota, Fungi, Ascomycota, Sordariomycetes, Hypocreales, Nectriaceae. The transcript has 2 exons.
AUGGGCCGCCAAGAUACUGCCGAACCUUAUUUGCCAUGUGUUUACAAGAAAGAUGCUGAGAUUCCGUUCGCUCCUGAUGGCAAUUACCCGUUCAUCUCUAGUUCUGUCAUCAAGGUGAAAGGGAUCUCGGGCCGUUUUCAAGGCCUCAAAUGCGUCCAGAAAACCAUCAUCGACCCUACGGAAACAGAUGAGUUUUUACGAGGAAAGAAAAGACGCCAACUUGCGCAAGAAGCCAAGAUUCUUCACUUGGCCAGGCAUCAUCAUGUUGUUCAAUUGAUCCACACCUAUUUUAUGGACAGCACGGAAGACCAGAUCCACUUUUCAAUCGUCAUGGAUCGAGCAGAUGCGAACCUCCACGAUUAUCUCAAGCCAAAAAACCCCCCAAAGGAGCGAUGGUUUGGUUGCUUGGUCAACGCCAUUUCCCAUAUUCACCUACUAGGCAUCCGACAUCGAGAUGUCAAGCCAUCGAACAUUCUGAUUAAAGGCGACAAGCCGUUGCUGGCUGACUUUGGCAUCUCCCAGAUGGGCCUUGGAAAGACAAUGCCGACUACAUACGAGCAUCGUAACGCUGCGCGAACACGGGAGUAUUGCGCUCCGGAAGUGGAUAGAGGUAGUACUCGUGGUCGAUCGGCAGAUAUUUUCUCCCUAGGGGCUGUCUUUCUCGAAAUGCUUCUCGCUUAUUCUUACCCAGAUGGUUUCCAAGAGUUGCAGAGAGUGCUAGAGUCGCCGUCUCAUAAUGGAGCGUCAUACGCAAAGCAUAUUGAUGAAGUUCAUGCAUGGAUCGCGAAAAAGGUUCACCUGGUCGGCUGGCAAUAUGAGGUUCUUUGCCUUUGCAAAAAGAUGUUGCACCAGGAUCGACUCCAGCGCCCAGACGCAGCAAACAUCGAGUUGGAUAUAUCGUCUUUGUUGACUACAGGUGAAUCUAUGGCGUGUAGAUGUGCCAAGAGCUUGGCCCUAUCGGAGAACGACAAGUUGGUCGUGGCUUGUAGAGAACGGUCCGAGGAUGCGGUCAAACAAGCACUGAAUGAGGGGGCAAAUCCGAAUGCCCCAAGCGCAAUCCACUUUGCUGCGGCGGCGCUACAAUGUGCCUCUCGUAGUGGUUCCGAGCCUGUUGUUCAGUUUUUGUUGGAGAAUGGUGCUGAUGUCAACAUCAAGGACGAGAACGAGCAAACCGCAUUGCAUGGUGCAUCAGGACAAGGCCACACGAGAAUUGUCCGGAUGCUCCUAGACUCGGGAGCUGAUACUGAGGCGGAAGAUCUCGAUGGGAACAUUGCGUUGGAUUUCGCAGAAAGGAGGCAUCAUUGUGGUGUGGUGAGCUUGUUGGAUUCUUUCUUUGAGCGUAAUGACUAG